AUGAUAAUAACAGAGGAUGAUGAAGAAGAGAUAAGUGAGCUGCGGAAGAAUCUGUUCAAUGAGUUCGAGAUGAAGGACUUGGGUCUUCUCAAAUACUUCUUAGGUAUAGAAGUGUUAAGAUCCAAACGAGGGAUCUUCAUGAAUCAAGGGAAGUAUAUACUCGAUCUUCUCGCUGAAGCCGGGAUGGUUGAAUGCAAGCCUGCAGAUACUCCGAUAGUACAGAAUCAUGGACAGCAAAUACGAGAAGGAGCUAAGCUUACAGACAGGGGGAGAUAUCAAAGGCUUGUUGGGAAACUUAUUUAUCUCUCCCACACAAGACCCGACAUAUCAUAUGUUGUGGGAGUAGUAAGCCAAUUCAUGCAUUCACCACAGGAGGAUCAUUGGGAGGCAGCCCUCAGGAUAGUUCGAUACUUGAAGGGAACUACAGAACAUGGACUAUUGUUUGAGAAACAUGGGCACCUAGAGAUACAUGGAUUUACUGAUGCUGAUUGGGCCGGUAACCCAAAUGACAGAAGAUCAACGACGGGCUAUUUUACCUUUGUAGGAGGUAAUCUUGUCACGUGGAGAAGUAAAAAACAAAAGGUGAUAGCGUUGUCGAGUGCUGAAGCAGAAUUCAGGGGAAUUAAAAGUGGUUUGACCGAGAUACUGUGGCUGAAAAGGCUUAUGACAGAGCUAAGUCUUCAUUCGUCGCACCCUUGCAGGAUGUUCUGCGACAAUAAGGCAUAUCAGAAAAUCCAGUCCAACAUGAUCGAACUAAGCACGUGGAAGUGGAUCGACACUUUAUAA
Salvia hispanica is the source of this 786-nucleotide messenger RNA. The record is from RefSeq and is a predicted model, not a curated record. NCBI's taxonomy places the organism in Eukaryota, Viridiplantae, Streptophyta, Magnoliopsida, Lamiales, Lamiaceae.